AUGGCUAAGAUAUUUGCUAUUUUGUUCCUUGCAAUCCUGGCAUUUACUGCCUUUGCAGAAGUAGAGGAGGACGAAGGCGUCCUUGUGUUGACUGAUGCCAACUUUGAUGAAGAAAUCAAGAACCAUGAAAGAAUUUUGGUUGAAUUCUACGCUCCAUGGUGUGGACAUUGCAAGAAACUUGCCCCUGAAUAUGUUAAAGCAGCUGCUGCCUUGAAAGAGAAGGACGUUGGUGUAAGAGUUGCUAAGGUAGAUGCUACUGAAGAGAAGGAAAUCGGAGGUAGAUUUGAGAUUAAAGGAUUCCCAACUCUGAAAUGGUUUGUAAACGGAGAACCAACUGAAUAUAAUGGAGGAAGAACUGCUGAUGAGAUCGUCAACUGGAUUAUUAAGAAAUCAGGACCCCCAACCUCAGAGAUUACUGCUGAUGAGAUUGAAUCAUUGAAAGCAGAUACUAAAUUGUUUGCAGUAUUCUACGGUGAAGAAGGAUCCGAUGAGUUUAAAGCCUUUGAAUCCGCUGCCUCUAAAGAUGACAAGUUCCAAUACAGACAUGUCUUCGAUUCAGAUGCCACCACCCCAGAAGGAGUCAGCAGACCAGGAAUUGCAGUAUUCAGAAACUUCGAUGAGCCAAUCGUUGUCUUCAGCGGAGACUUCACUGCCAGCGCUGUUUCAGAAUUUGUGUCAUCAUCAAGCAUCCCAGUUUUCAUUGAGUUCAGUGACGAGUACAUCGAGCCAAUCUUCCAGAGCCAGGCUCCAGCUUUGUUCUUGUUCCACGACGGAAGCGACGAGCAAGCCAAGAUUAAGGAUGUUGUUGCAAAGGCCGCUGGAACCCACAAGGGCAGAAUUAUCUUUGCUCACUCUGGAGUCAGUGAUGGAAUCCAACAGAGAUUGGCUGAGUUUGUAGGAACAACUGAGGCUGACCUUCCAAGACUGUUGACUCUUGGAUUCAACCCAUCUGGAAUUGAAAAAUAUGUCUAUGAAGGAGACCUCACCCAAUUGACCGAAGAAGAUGUUGAUAAGUUCUUGACUAAAUACGAAAACGGAGAACUCUCCAAAUUCUUAAAGAGUGAUGACAUCCCAGAGACUAAUGAUGAACCAGUCAAGGUAAUUGUUGGAAAGACCUUCAACGAUUUCGUUGGUGGAGACCAAGAAGUUCUUCUUGAGUUCUACGCCCCAUGGUGCGGACACUGCAAGGCCCUCGAGCCAAAGUACACCGAACUUGCUGAAGAAUUGAAGGAAGUUGAUGGAUUAGUCAUUGCCAAAAUUGAUGCUACUGGCAACGAAGUCGAGACUGUCCAAGUACAAGGAUUCCCAACUAUUAAGUUCUUCCCUAAGGGAUCAGCCACCGCUAUCGACUUUGAAGGUGAGAGAGAAGUAGAAGGAUUCAAGAAAUUCUUGGAAGAGAAAUCAGAUUACUACAAAAAGUACCUUGAGCAAAAGGAAGACCUCUAAUUUGUAUUCCUCUAAGUA
This is a messenger RNA of Moneuplotes crassus, 1464 nucleotides long. Lineage: Eukaryota; Ciliophora; Spirotrichea; Euplotida; Euplotidae. The record is from the annotation of a GenBank genome assembly.